AUGGCUAUCAUUUUUCGUGUGUUAAGAGCCACCCUCACGGUGACUCUUGCUGUGGCUGGAUUCAUAGUUCUGUUAUCAAUGUACUAUAAGUCACCUCCAUCUCCAAAAUGUCACCCACGCCCGGCUCAGUCAGGGUGGCUGACAAACCAGGCUAAUUUUUCCGGCACGUCAGUGGUUACGGAGCAGCCCAACAGCCCUGCUGUGACAGAAAAUACAGACAAGCCCAUACUGCUGCUGUGGUUCUGGCCUGAGAAUAAAAGCUUUGAUUUUAAAGACUGUAAGACGCUCUUCAAAAUCGACAGCUGCCACCUCACUGAUGAUAGAUCACUGUACUCCAGAGCUCAUGGAGUUUUGGUAUUCCACAGAGCUAUCAAGGAUGACCUCUCCAACCUUCCCCCGUCACCUAGAGCCAGAUUUCAGAGGUGGAUCUGGUUUAACAUGGACCCACCUGCCAGCACGCGCAGGAUAGCAGGCAUUCAAGGCCUUUUUAAUUUAACCAUGAGCUACAGGAAGGAUGCAGAUAUCCACGUUCGUUGGCGCCUGACUCCCAAGAAGAACAUGGAUGAUUUUGUGCUACCGAAGAAGGAGCGCUUGCUUUGUUGGAUUGUGGAUGGCGACGACCUCCACACAAAAUCAGCGGAGGGAUACAGCUACUUCAGAGAGCUUAUAAAACACAUCGAGGUAGAUGUCUAUGACAGAUCCUCUGCUGAGUUCUCGCAGGGUGAGAACUACUUCCUGACUAUCAGCAGCUGCAAAUUCUACCUUUCCUUUGAGGAGUCAACUCACAGAGAUUACAUCACUGAGACGUUCAACGGACCUCUUGCAGCAGGCACUGUGCCGAUAGUUUUGGGCCCGCCGAGAAGGAACUAUGAGGAUUUCGCUCCAGGUACUUCCUUCAUACAUGUAAAUGACUUUCAUGAUGCUGCAACACUGGCUGAGUUCCUUCUGACACUGGAUAAAGAUAAUGAGGCUUAUAUGAGAUACUUUAAUUGGCGGCGAUUCUAUACUGCCAGACGCCAUCCUGUUGAGGAGAAUCACGAGUUUGCACAUGCUAUCUGCCAGGCCUGUCAUCAUGUGGGCUUGAACAGUGUGUACAGAGUUGUACCUGAUCUGUACAAGUGGCUCUUACUGUGA
Messenger RNA from Epinephelus fuscoguttatus (brown-marbled grouper), 1134 nucleotides. RefSeq names its product 4-galactosyl-N-acetylglucosaminide 3-alpha-L-fucosyltransferase 9-like. Gene Ontology annotation, cellular component: membrane. Gene Ontology annotation, molecular function: alpha-(1->3)-fucosyltransferase activity. The record is from RefSeq and is a predicted model, not a curated record. The coding region runs from base 1 to 1134 and encodes 377 amino acids. The transcript has a single exon. Lineage: Eukaryota; Metazoa; Chordata; Actinopteri; Perciformes; Serranidae.